AUGUUCCCCACAGCGCCUCGCGGGGCGCAACCUGUUCCUCCCGAAGUCGAGAGCGCAUACGCGUGGCGACAGCAUUUGACAGAGCCCUCCACACUCCCGCCGAUUUCGGCGCAACAGCUGCCUCCCAAGCCUCCACCCCCUCCACCUCAGCGCGAUCCUCAGACCCUCCUUGUCCUUGCCGGCCUUCCUGGGGUUGGCAAGAGCACAUUCGCGCAUGCAAUAGUUGCUGCGUCUGAGGCUCCUGGAUGGACUGGCCGCAAAUGGGUGCGGACGAGCCAGGACGACUCGCGCUCUGGCCGGCGUCAAGAAGUCGAGGGCGAUGUGCGCGCGGCGUUAGCGAAAGGUGUCAACGUAAUCGUUGAUCGUGUCGACUUCAAUCCUGAACAACGGGCGCACUUCAUCCAACUUGGCAUGGAGCGCACACCCCGUCCCCGCAUUCGCUGCCUCGUUCUCACCGCAUCCGACAAGACUCUUCGCGAACGCCUGGAGGGGCGGACUGACCACCCAACGCUGCGCGAUGUGGGACAGGCUAUCGGCGUGCUCGGGCGCAUGCGCCGCGAAUGGGAAGCGCCCCGCGCCGGCGAAGGUUUCGACCGCAUCCUGACCCUGCGCGAAAGCGACACGCCCGCUGUGUGGAGUGGAGACGAGAUUGUCAAAAUCCUUCAGCGCCUCGACAGGUCCAUGCCUCCUCGUUCCUAUGGCGCGCAUCGCGGCGGUCAUGGUUUUGGGCAUCCCCCUCGUGGCCGUGGAGCAUCCGACCACAGAUCCCACAGUUAUCAUGGCCGCGGUUACGCACCACGGGGUGGCCUGACGGGAGCUGCUCUUGGCCCGCCGACAUAUGGCGCACAGCCAUGGGUGGCUCGGCCUGCACGCGACGCGGCCCCGGCGCCAUGGUGA
Molecule: messenger RNA, 897 nt
Organism: Cutaneotrichosporon cavernicola
Lineage: Eukaryota; Fungi; Basidiomycota; Tremellomycetes; Trichosporonales; Trichosporonaceae
Exons: 2
Coding region: 1-897 (298 amino acids)
Source: RefSeq, a predicted model, not a curated record